AUGAGUGUUGUUCCAUAUGCAUAUGAAUGUUAUAAGUCUAGCGUACUUCAAUAUAAAGAAUAUACUCUCAGAAUUACUGAUAAUGCUUUAGUCAUACAUAAAGAAGGUGCUGAUGAAGACAUUACCAUCGGUCCUGGUAUAUUACCUAUCGAACAACCAGAUGGUACCAUUGUUGAAACAGACUUAAAUCAAUACCUUCAAGCGUUACAGAAUCGUGUGACAAGAGUUGAGAAUAAUUACUUAGAUGCUCCAUUCUUCAGAACUGAUAGAGAUUAUAUGUUUUCAUGUAUGGCGAGUAAUGGUUUGCAAGAAACUCGUGAGGUAAAUAUUAAUGAAGCAUUAGAGACUAUAAUAUAUCAUGUCAAACGGUUAUUAUCGAUUGACCAUGGAGUUCAUUUUGACCCAAGGUCUACACUGUUCAAUAUACCAAUGAUUGAAAACAGUCAAUUAACAUUUAAAGAAGAUACAUUGUAUAAUGCUUUAAACGCAGCAUUUGCUUAUAUAUUAGGUCAUGAACAAGUACAAAAUAGUGGUAUUGCAAUAUACUUAGAUAAAGUUAUGUUAAAGAAACCAUUGACAUUCACAGAAGAUGGUCCAAAAGCAACUGGUAUUGUUGGUGAUGGAACAUUAUUGACGAAAGAAUACUUAGCAAGUCAUGUCGGAGAAUUUUUCUCCACUAAUGAUAGCAUCAGUACAACACCAGAAGUUAUUUUAUUGAAGAAACCAAUCACAUUUGAUGUUAAAGGAAAGACAAAAGCAACUGGUAUAGCUGGCGAUGGAGUUCUUCUGACUAAGGAAUACUUGAAGAAAAAUAUCAAUGACUUCGUUGAAAUUGUCAAAGAUAAAGAAUCUGGUCUUAAGUUCAACCCUUUAUCAUUCAUCUUUGCCAUAGCAAACGCUGGAGCUACUGCAGCCUCAUGGAUAUCACUCCAGAGUCAAAUAAAUGCUCUUUGGGCUUUUGUUGAAAGUCAAGAAG
Trichomonas vaginalis G3 is the source of this 976-nucleotide messenger RNA. RefSeq names its product keratin-associated protein family. NCBI's taxonomy places the organism in Eukaryota, Parabasalia, Trichomonadida, Trichomonadidae. The transcript has a single exon. The record is from RefSeq and is a predicted model, not a curated record. The annotation marks the transcript as partial.